AUGUCAACUUCAGGAGAUUACGAUGCUGUACGUGAAGAUAUUAAACAACUUAUUCCCAAUAAAGAUUUGUCUAAAGAUGGACUUGGUCCAAUUUUUGUACGUUUAGCAUGGCACGCUUCUGGAACUUAUGAUAAGAACACAAAAACCGGUGGUUCUAAUGGAGCUACAAUGAGGUUUUCUCUUGAAAGUUCUGAUGCUGCUAAUAACGGUUUGAAUAUUGCACGAGAUUGUUUAGAACCAGUAAAGGAAAACCAUCCUUGGAUUUCUUAUGCCGAUCUUUGGACUCUUGCCGGUGUUGUUGCUAUUAAGGAAUUAGGUGGACCAACUGUUCCAUGGAAAUCUGGUCGUGUUGAUGCCACCGAUGAAAGUUUAGUUCCACCCAACGGUCGUCUUCCAAAUGCCGAAGAAGGCGAACAACAUGUUCGAGAUGUUUUCUAUCGUAUGGGAUUCAACGAUCGUGAGAUAGUUGCUCUCAUUGGAGCUCAUUGUCUCGGUCGAUGUCACAAAGAUCGCUCAGGAUAUGAAGGUGCUUGGACCUUAACUCCGACAAAAUUUAAUAAUCAAUUUUAUGUUCAAUUAUUAAAGAAGAAUUGGUCUACAAAAGAAUUAGAUAACGGGAUAAAACAAUUUAAAGAUGAAAAUGAUAGAAUUAUGAUGCUUCCAGCUGAUAUGGCAUUUCGCACGGAUCCGGAAUUCAGAAAAAUUGUUGAGGAAUAUGCUAAUGAUAAAGAAACAUUCUUUAAUGAUUUCGCUGCGGCAUUUGGAAAAUUGUUGGAACUUGGAGUUCCACGAUCGAGUGGUGAGGCUCGAUUAUAA
Molecule: messenger RNA, 816 nt
Organism: Rhizophagus irregularis DAOM 181602=DAOM 197198
Lineage: Eukaryota; Fungi; Glomeromycota; Glomeromycetes; Glomerales; Glomeraceae
Biological process (GO): cellular response to oxidative stress; hydrogen peroxide catabolic process; response to reactive oxygen species
Molecular function (GO): peroxidase activity; heme binding
Source: RefSeq, a predicted model, not a curated record